UUUCUCCGUACGCCCGACAUGAAAGCUACUUCUAUCCUCGCCCUCGCCUCGACCGCGUCGGCCGCCAACGUCGCCAUCCGCGCCAAGCGCCAUUUUGAGACGGAAUCUGCUUCGGAAGUGGGUCUGAUUGCCAAGUUCCCCUUGGACAUUGCUGCCCUGGAACAAGGGGCGCUCCUCGCCGCCGAACCCCGCGAGUUUGUGGAUGCGUUCUUGAAGGAAGCGUCCAAGAAGAACUUGGCUGCCUUGGCCAACAUCGUGUCCAUUGCCGAUGCCGUGGCGUUGCCCAUCGGAGGUGCCGUCUACUUCCCGUCGGCCACCAAGGCCACAUUGGACGCAUUGGAGGCGUCGACUGUGGUCGAAUACAUUGACUUGAACGCGGCCGACUUCACCAUCCCCGAAGUGUUGAAGGGGUCGGUUGAUGCCGAAAGCACGGCGACCAACGAGUGGGGCGUGGAAGCCAUCGGUGCCCCUGAAAUCUGGAAGUACUCGACCGGCAAGGGCGCCAUUGUGGGCUCCAUUGACUCGGGCGCCCUCCACACGCACGAAGCCAUCAAGCACAACUGGCGGUCGGAAUUGGGCUGGUUCGACCCCUAUGAGCGCUCGGCGCUGCCCCGCGACACGUCUGGCCACGGCUCGCAUACGAUCGGUACGAUGGUUGGUGCCAACGGCAUCGGCGUAGCCCCCGGCGCCCAAUGGAUUGCGUGCAUCGGUCUGAACGGCUCCUCUGGUACUUCAGCCAAGCUGCUUGAAUGUGCUCAGUUCAUGCUGUGCCCCACCAAGCCGGACGGCACCGGCGCCGACUGCAAGAAGGGCCCCCACGUCGUCAACAACUCGUGGGGCUCGGCCUCGUACACCCCUUGGUUUGAAGACGCCGUGGCUGCGUGGAAGGCUGCGGGUAUUGUCCCCAUCUUCGCCAACGGCAACAGCGGCACGCUCUGCGCCACCGUGGGCAGCCCCGGCGGGUACAAGACGGUCAUUGGCGUUGGAGCCAUCGGCUCGUUCACCAACGAAAAGGACAAACUCGCCUACUUCUCGUCCAAGGGCCCGCAAACCAAGAACGGCGCUGAGUACUUCAAGCCUGACGUGUCCGCCCCUGGUUUCUUUACGCGGUCGGUGGGCAUUGCCAACAACACGGCGUACGCCCAAUACGCCGGCACGUCCAUGGCGGCUCCCCACGUCGCUGGCGUGGUUGCCAUCAUCAAGAGUGUCGACCCCACGGCGAGCUACGAUGCUGUGUACAAGUACUUGACCGCCACCACGGACCAAAAGGAACUCAACACGACCGAGCCCGAAACGUGGUACCUCUCCAACAACCGCACCCUGCCGGGCGCCCCCAACUGCGGCGGCCUCAAGGACUCGGAGUGGCCUAACAACCGCUUCGGCCACGGCCGUGUCAACAUUGGCACGAUCCUUCGCGACGGCAAGCUCAACGACAACCGCCGCCCCACCUGCUAAAUGUAUUCCAAGGCCUUUCAUUAACGUUACCCAUAACGUUACCGUAGAGUAACUUGUGAUAAGUAUUGUCUUUUGUCCAA
This is a messenger RNA of Aphanomyces astaci, 1535 nucleotides long. RefSeq lists its product as hypothetical. Gene Ontology annotation, biological process: proteolysis. The coding region runs from base 19 to 1455 and encodes 478 amino acids. The record is from RefSeq and is a predicted model, not a curated record. Gene Ontology annotation, molecular function: serine-type endopeptidase activity. The transcript has a single exon. NCBI's taxonomy places the organism in Eukaryota, Oomycota, Saprolegniomycetes, Saprolegniales, Verrucalvaceae.